Messenger RNA from Mugil cephalus (flathead mullet), 6009 nucleotides. It is a transcript of the gene zbtb22b, whose product is annotated as zinc finger and BTB domain containing 22b. Gene Ontology annotation, molecular function: protein binding; DNA-binding transcription factor activity, RNA polymerase II-specific; RNA polymerase II cis-regulatory region sequence-specific DNA binding. The transcript is spliced from 5 exons. NCBI's taxonomy places the organism in Eukaryota, Metazoa, Chordata, Actinopteri, Mugiliformes, Mugilidae. Gene Ontology annotation, biological process: regulation of transcription by RNA polymerase II. The record is from RefSeq and is a predicted model, not a curated record. The coding region runs from base 135 to 2537 and encodes 800 amino acids.
CAGAGAUCAGAUGGGAAGAACCUUUCUGAAAAAUGGUUGUCAAACGUCGGGUCCUGGAUAACCCGGCGGCCACACGCUGCCUUCAGCUCGGCCACGGACUCCACUUUUAAGACCAGAGCUGUCCUCGAAAAACGAUGCAGUCUCUGGCCAUGGAAGUUGGCAGCAGCAGCAGCAGCAGCAGCAGCUCGGCCGGCUCGGUGGUGCAGGUUUGCUUCCCCAGCGCUCAGGCCUCGGUGCUGGACAGCCUGAACCGGCAGAGAGAAGAGGGCCGACUCUGUGACCUGUCCAUCCACGUCCAGGGACAAGUCUUCAAAGCCCACCGCUGCGUCCUGGCUGCGUCCUCACCGUACUUCCAUGACCAGGUACUACUGAAGAACAUGUCCACAGUCUCCAUCCCGGCUGUGAUGGACCCGCUGGCGUUUGAGAGCGUGCUGAGCUGCGCCUACACCGGUCAGCUCAGGAUGCUGCGCGAGGACAUCGUCAACUACCUCACGGUGGGCAGCGUCCUGCAGAUGUGGCACAUCGUGGACAAAUGCACCGAGCUGCUGAAGGAGGGCCGCGCUGCGGCGGCGGCCGGGUCGGGCGGAGGCGGAGGCGGGGGAAGCGGAGGGGGAGGGUUAGGAGGAGAGGGAAGAGGAGGAGGAGGAAGAGGAGGAGGGGGCGUGCAGGAUGGAGCGAGCGGAGGUGCGGCCAACCCCGGGUGCAGCAGCAGCAACGGGGACGGCGGCGCAGGCGGCGGCGAUGCGGUCGGGGGCGACGAGAGCGUGGGUCAGGUCCAGGUGGUGGAGUCCAACGAGCCCCAGAGAGUCUCCCAGCCCCCCAGCCGCCCGUCCGCCAGCGAGAGCCAGUCCCCCAGCAGCACCAACUACUUCAGCCCCAGGGACGGCAGCGGAUUCGGGGGAAGCGGCGCCGCCGCGACGGGAGCCUCGGCGGACGGAGGCGGUGCGAGCAACACCCCCAGCUACUGCACUCCGUCGGGAGGAGAGGAGGCCUUCCUCAUCGAGGAGGAGGAAGAGGAGGAGGAGGACGUGGAGGAGGAAGAGGAGGAGGAGGUGUUGUACCACCAAAGGAAGAGAGGGAGAGGAGGAGGCAGCAGGAGGAGGAAGAAAAUGAGCUCGGCGUCGGAGCAGGAAGUCGGGGUCAGCGACAGCUUUGGUGUGUCUUCCUAUCAGGACGGGGAGGACUCGGCGUUGCCCCUGCAGAAGCGUCCCACCUACAGCCAGCCCAGCAUCAUGCCCCGCAAGCAGUGGGUGGUGGUGAAAACCGAACGCACGGAGGACGACGACCUCAUCGUGGUGUCCGGGGAGGAGGGAGGGGAGGACGAGGAGGACGAGGACGAGAGGGAGAUGGAGCUGGCGAGGGGGAGGGAGAGGAGCAACUUCAACAUCUCUAACGUCAGGAGCCUCUCGGGCGAGAUGGGCGACAGAGCUGAGAACGACAUGGACUCACAGGACUACUGCCAGUCUUCAGAAGACUACCUCAAGUUUGAAGGCAGUCUCAUGGAACAGACGUUAGCUCAGCACCUCCACGACAGCGCCGCAGGUCAGAACCAGAACGCCAACCGCGCCGUUUCCGCGCUGCUGGGCCAGGUCCAGUCUGCAGCGUCGGCCCGGGCCCAGCUCUUCCCCCUGGACAUGCAGGGGAACCAGAUCCUCCUCUACAGCCAGGCCUCCGGACUCUCCCUGGACGCCGCGGCCGUGCCCCCUCUGGGCAUGGCCGGGGGCAUGAUCGGAGGAGCCCAGUUCAAAGGUCCCAGUCUGGAGCACGGAGCGGUCCACCUGUCGGUGCAGGGCGGGCUGGGGGUGGACGGCAUGGACGGCGCGGGGAUCGGAGGCGGAGCCUGCAGCUCCGGCGGUUCGGGGAAAGUGUUCAUGUGCCACUGCGGAAAGACCUUCACCCACAAGAGCAUGAGGGACCGCCACAUCAACAUGCACCUGGACCUGAGGCCCUUCCACUGCCCCGUCUGCGCCAAGAAGUUCAAGAUGAAGCAUCACCUCACGGAGCACAUGAAGACGCACACGGGCCUGAAGCCGUACGACUGCCUCGGCUGCGGCAAGAAGUUCAUGUGGCGCGACAGCUUCAUGAGGCACCGCUCCCACUGCGAGAGGCGUAGCGGCCUGGGGGAGGGCGGGGAAGGAGCGAGCGGCACCGACGGAGCCAGAAGAGGAGGUGGAGGAGGAGGAGGAGGUGGAGGUGGAAGUGAGGACGGGCCGGAUUUCAUUUCCUCUCCGCACCUUCUUCUGUCUGCAGGAGAAGGAGGACAGGGGGGGAUUGUGGGAGGGGGAGCAAGAGGAGGAGUGUCUGUUUCAACUCUUUCUGCUGCUGUUCUGGCACAACAACAACAACAACAACAACAACAACACGUCUCGGCCGCAGGAAGCAACAACAGCAGCAGCAGCAGCGGCAACAUGGCGGCUGCAGGGGCGCUGCUGAGUCCAGGUCAGGGUCAGGGCUCUGGGAUGUUCGGUGGCCUGGGUUUGGGUCGAAGCGUGUGCGACGAAGACGUGUGCGAAGUCGACGAGAGCAGCGUGACUUAAGCCCCCGAACCGUACGCUACGUCCACAACCCUGACACAAAACACGACUGUUUCCCUGAAGCAGACUCCAUCUUCUGCCAGCCUCUGAACCCGUGGCCUCAUAUACAAAAAAAAAAAAAGAAAAACGAAAAAGAAAAAGAAAUGGACCUUUUGUGUCUGAGUAAGCUAACGUUUUAAAUAUCUAAGAUAUUUUUUUAAUUUUUUGGGUUUUGUGGAAGAAUGCGUGUGUGUGUGUGUGUGUGUGUGUGUGUGUGUGUGUGUGUGUGUCGAGAGGAAACCAAAAAUGGGAAAAGACAGCGCUUCACUAACUAACUGUGAACUCCUGUGGCAACGUUAUAUUAUCAGUAGAGUAGAAACUGUUCUAAAUUGCUGUGGUUUUCUGCCGUAUUGUGUUGUGAAAUAUCGCUGUGAUUAGAUUUUUAAGAGAAACACGUAUCUGCAUUUAUUACUAUUUGGAACAAUUAGCUGGAUCAGAAGUUGCAGACAAAGAAAAGUUGCAGUUUUGUGUUUUUCUUUUAAUCUCCUCUCAGCAGCAGCAGCAGCAGCAGCAGCAGCGGUUCAUCUAUUUUCUGCCUCGAUGUAACAGACGUUAACUGUGAGCACUGCCAUGUUGCUUCAGACGACCCCGGUGGUGCUUUGCUUGAAGUUAAUCAUUUAUCCUCCUCCUCCUCCUCCUCCUCCUCCUCGCUGAGGAAGGAAAGCCGGACUGAAGUCAUGUUUAAGCUAAAGCUGUCAAACCCUUUUCUCCUCUUCCUGCUCAUAACUUCCCCUCUGGUGCUUCUACUGCAGUUUGGUGGCUGCAUCGUUCACAGAGUAUACUAUUAAUCUUAUUCCUGUAAAUAUAAAACUAUACGUCAUCCUCCAUCAGGCCUGCAGCUCAGUAGUCCCAGAGGUUUUCCUUCAAGCGUCUCCUGAAUGAUCGACAGAGCAGAUUUAGUUCAGGAUCUAGGUCCUGUAUGUUUGCACAUGAAGAAGUCUCCUUGCUUCAUCGUGAAAAGUGGCACACAUUUUAUUUUUUUUUAUUAUUAUUUUCUACUUUCCGUUCAGACAAACACGUCCUGACCUCCCGGAAGUUUGUAACUGUUCCGCCACGGUGCUUUAUUAUAUUCACAAACCGGAUCAGUGUUAAAACUCUACAGAAGGAAAAGCUGCAGACGUUCAAGGCGCUGAGCUCACUGGCUUAAUUUAGGAAGAAACGAGAUUUUCUUCCGGUUAGGUUUUAAAACGAUGCCUUGUUUGCAGGAAACACUGAGAAUAUGAACAUCGUGGCGCAACAUGAAGGAUGAUUUAAGUGCCUCUUGUUGGUUUUCUGGACUAAAGCAGUGUUUGCUGGUUUAAUUCUGGAGGUGAUGGUUAGUGGAGGAGCUUCACUAACCAACUUAAGACCGGUUCAGCGUUUUAUUUUAGAUUGAUAGAUUAAGAUAUAAAGCUGAGUAAAUAUGAAUUUUACAUUUUUUUAAACUACCUGGAGAAGAAAGAAACACUUCCUUGUCUCAAUAUACCAGAUUUCCUCCAUAAAAGUUCUAAAUAUUUAGUAAUAGUUAUAAAUAUCAUGAAAUAUUGAUAGUUUAAGUGUUAAUUAUUCAUUACUAUAGUAGUAAAGUUAUUUCUAUGUUAAUUAUGAUCAGGUCACUGGUAACUUGCCAGAUUUAAGCUGAUUAAAUGAUCUCAAAUAAAUACAUUAAGUGGCUAAAUAAUGUUAAUAGCCACCACUGAAUGAAUAUUUGGAGACAGGCUGUUAUUGGUGCCAUGUUACUUCAUGGCUUCAAGUUCAUCUUUGCUUCACUGUGAAACAAAAGUGAACGUUUUAAUCUACCUGCUGAAAUAUAACCUCAUAACCUUGUGUCCUGUUACCCCGUUGCGGUGAAAGGACUCUAGUAGUUCUGUGUCUUAGCUGUAAUAUAAUAUCAGUACUGUGUGAUGCAUUUAGGGACCAUAUCUUUAUUAUUAUUACUACCACUACUGACAGAUGCCACAGAGGCUCAGUAGAUUUCUCGGUAUUUAUCAUGAAGUAAAAUUUUAAUUAUUCGUAAUCUUGUUAAAAUGACAAAAAAAAAACAAAAAACGUAUAGCAUAUUUAUUUAUAUAGAUUUUUGCUGAACCACGCAGCUCAGUAAAAGCUUUUUAUUGCGGCCACCAAUUAUUGAUAUGACAGGUAACCAUGGCAACAGCACUAACGCUUUUAAAUUUUCGUUGAAUCAGUUCAUUUUCAGAAAGAAAAACUCUGAAAUUUAAAGAAUAUUCAGUGUAUUUUAAGGAAAAAAAUGGGAAAUUGUGUCGUUAUUUGUUAUAAAAUGCUUUUAUUUUGUUCCUUUUAGAGAGGGAGUGGCGCCCUCUGGUGGCUGAUAUUGGUACCGCGUCAUAACGCAUACCUACAUAAAUGUGAUAAUACUUCACGAGGAGAUGUAGCUGUAUUAUUGUUUUUAUUUCUAACCUAUUUUAACCAAAUCUAACUGUGUAGAAAAUAUAUUCCAGUGUAGCUGCAGCAGCAGUGCUGAGUAAAUAUCACACGUGACCUCUUAGACUUUUUUUUUUGUUUGUUUGUUUGUUUCAUGUGAAGAGAUGCAGAGUUUAUGCUUUUACCUUCCGUGAAGGUUCAGCUUGGAUGUUUUAUACUGAGCUCAGUCUCGGUGAAAGGGUUUUUGUAUGUGAUGGACUUCUGGUGUUUCCUCUGUGAAUCUGGUUCAGCUCCAGAGAAAACACUGGAAGACAGUUUAGAGCAGAAAAAAAAAAAAACACCGAAAGUGUUUUGUGAAACCAGAAGACAAAAUAAUUUUAUUUUUUACAUCCAGUGAUCAAAGAAGAAGAAGAAGAAGGUCAGAUGUUAGAUUCAGUGACGUUCAGGAAACUACAUGUGUCGGAUCUAAACUUUUUGUUUUAUAUCAGAUCAAAUAUUUAUGUUCAUAUUAAGAUGUGACUGCAGCAGAGUUACAGCUCAACAACCGGUGAAUCGGGUAGAAAAUUUACAAUUUAUGACAAUUAAAAUCCCUCAAGUAACGUAUAAAAGGUCAACAAUGUGUGGUUUGUAGAGACUUUUACUUUCAGGAAGUGCGAACACAACAAGGAAGGGCUCCGAAAAUAGAGAUGAACAAACGAGAUGGUUCUCAUUUUGAAUUUGUUUAAAGUUUCCAGGUUGCUGAGGGACAUUUUCUCCAUCUUCACCUGUUGCUCUCACACUGAACAGGAUAAAAACUACAACCGUGUUACAUCUUUAAACUGAAAACCUAGACUGAAGUAUUUUUGUUAUUUUUCUACAUUAAAUGUUACACAGCUUCCUACGUGUCCUCUGAUUGACCAGCUGAUUGUUGAACAGUGAUCACACACAGCAACAUUUGUAAAAAAAAUAAAAUAAAAUAAGAUAAAAAAAUCCUAUGUGGUACUAAUAAUUAACUGCAGUACUUCAAUAUUCAACUCUCACAUGUAUGAAAAUAAUAAAUUAUUUGGAGCAAAUUAAAAACCUCUGCCUGACUGGA